CUACGCAGUCUGUUCUUUAGUCGUUCAAACGAACGUAGCCGUGCGCUUAGGUGGUCAUAAUACUCAUAAUAAUAUAUCAAUACCGACUAAUAACCUGAAUUCUGCAAUACCAAUUUAGAAGAUCUAACAUUAUGUGUUGUUUAGUUGUAAUAUUGUGAUAUUGUAGUCGUUCAUAUUGUAUUGCAGUACAUACUUAUUAUUUAGAGAUCGUUUUAAAAACGAUGUACUUUUCUGAUUUAAGUUAAAAAUUAAUUCAUUCCUAACAGAUAUUCCUCAGUGUUUAUUAUACAUUACAUAAAGUUAAUACUUACAUGUUUGUAAAAUAUUCUUUUGUGACGUUUAUUCGAUUUAUCUAAUACAUUAAACGUUUUCGUUUCAAUAUUAAUUCGUCAUUUGCCAUGAAGGUGAAGUUUUCCUCGUUAAUAUAUAUAUGUUUAAUUUUUGGAGUAGGCGUUUUUUGUGACAGACAACUUGGAAAACGACAAACUGUAACAUCUUGCACGGUAAAUCCCGAGGACGUAUUUAAAUGUUCAAAUGGAUUAUGUAUUGAGUCGACGGCUGUUUGUGACGGUCGUGCGGAUUGUUCAGAUGGUUCAGACGAGACCAACAAAUUGUGUUCUAAGCAAACAUGCCCAAAAUAUGCAUACAGAUGUAAAUAUGGAGCUUGUGUAGAUAAAAGUAAGAAAUGCGAUGGUAAAAAUGAUUGUGCCGAUGGAUCUGACGAAAAUUUACCCGAAUGUAGGUCUAUAAAUUCUCAAAAUCCUAAUGGUCCAUCUAAAUGCCUUGAAGACCAGUAUAAAUGUAAAUCUGGCCAGUGCAUUGAUGAAACAUCAACUUGUGAUGGAACUCGAGAUUGUAAAGAUGGAUCUGAUGAAACUAUAGCAUUGUGUGAAAAAGUUCGGUGUCAAAAGUAUACAUUUCAGUGUAAUUAUGGGGCUUGUGUUAGUAAAGAAAGUAAAUGUGAUGGCAUAAGACAGUGUGCUGAUGGAUCUGAUGAAGAAAAAUGUCCGGGUCCUAAUACAACCCCUGGACCAACAAAACCAAAACCAACAACACCUGUUAAUGAACAAACGGCAGACACUAAUUCAAAGAAUUUUUGCGUUUUACCGACUGUCGAAGGAGUUAUAUAUUCUUACGAAGGUUCAAAUGAAAUUUUAUCUCACGGGUCGAAGAUUGACCAUUUUCGAACUGUAAUUGAAAACUGUGAAGUUGGAUAUCAUAUGACUUACCCCAAAAGUUAUAGGCUUUGUCAGGGAAAUGGAAAAUGGACAUCGACUGUUGAAAAUCUAUGUCUCAAAAUGUGUCCACCUCUAAUAUCAGAUAGUUUAGAUAUUAAAUGUUCUCUAAAUGGUAACAAUGCUGAUUGUUCCAAACUAUCAGUAUAUGAUACAAAAGCAAUACCAUCAUGCAAACCAACACAUAUACUGCCAAAUGGACUAGAAGAAACUCCAAUUGAAUUACGUUGUCAGUCUAACGGGAUGUGGAAUAAUCAACUAUAUAGAUGCAUUCCUUAUUGUGGUAGAUUAUAUACAAAUAGCACGGUAUUGAUCACUAAUGGUGUCAAAGCUAAAGUUGGAACAGCUCCUUGGAAUACUGGAAUUUAUCAAUUAAAUAAAGAGAGUUCCAAGUAUGACAUGAUAUGCGGAGGAUCGUUAAUUACUUCAAAUUUAGUUGUUUCAGCCGCUCAUUGUUUUUGGCAAAAAGAUAUGCUGUCUAAACGAUUAUCAAUUAACGAUGGUCAAUUUAAAAUUGCUGUUGGAAAAUAUGAUAGAGAUUACACUGUAAUUGACAAUGAAUUCACUCAAAUAAUGGAUGUGGAAACAAUUUAUAUAAAAGAAAAUUAUUAUGGAGCUAAUGGAUUUCAUGCUGAAGAUAUAGCUGUUAUCGUGUUGAAAAACAAAGUUUCUAUUAGCGUUGGUGUUGCACCAGCUUGUGUUGAUUGGACUUCUAAAUUUAGUGUACCAAAUGGAGCUCAAGGAAAGAUUGUUGGUUGGGGACAAACAGAAAAAGGCAUACAAAGUCCCAUCUUAUUAGAAGCGACUUUACCGUACAUCGACCAUGAUUCUUGUCGAAAGAUGUAUACAAAUGGAUUUCAAACGUUUGUGACUAUUGAUAAGUUCUGUGCUGGGUCUGCAUUAGGACAAGGGGUUCAUCAAGGUGACAGUGGUGCAGGCUUAACGUAUUUACAUUUUGAAUCUUAUUACUUAACUGGAGUAGUGAGUGUCAAGGAUCCAAAUACAAAUAAUUCAAUAGCAGUUUUUACAGAUGUUAAGCGCCACAUUCAAUGGAUUCGUGAAUUGUAUAACAAAUAUACUUCUUAUGCAAGUGAUAAUAUAUCCAAGCCUAAUAGUAUGGUAAUUAAAUAAAAAUAAUGUAUUCUACGUGUAAUUGUAAUCAAUAUUUAUAUGAAUAUUUUUUUACUUUUAAAUAAUAAUAAUUAUUAACAGUUCAUUUUUAACAUUUGUUAAUUUAAAUUAAAUUUAAUUCGUCAUUAUUAUAGGUGAUACAUAAGCAUUAUAUACAUAUAAUAUUAUGUUUAAAUAGUCUUUUGCAUUAACAAAUUGUUCGUUUAUAAUUAAUUAUUUUAUAUUUAUUAUUAUUGUACUUAGUUAUUAAAAUAACAACAAUUUUUUUUUUA
Messenger RNA from Rhopalosiphum padi (bird cherry-oat aphid), 2638 nucleotides. RefSeq names its product modular serine protease-like. The record is from RefSeq and is a predicted model, not a curated record. Gene Ontology annotation, cellular component: plasma membrane. Gene Ontology annotation, biological process: proteolysis. NCBI's taxonomy places the organism in Eukaryota, Metazoa, Arthropoda, Insecta, Hemiptera, Aphididae. Bases 399 to 2366 code for a protein of 655 amino acids. The transcript is spliced from 13 exons. Gene Ontology annotation, molecular function: serine-type endopeptidase activity; protein binding.